Messenger RNA from Hyaena hyaena (striped hyena), 1497 nucleotides. RefSeq names its product UL16-binding protein 1-like. The record is from RefSeq and is a predicted model, not a curated record. The coding region runs from base 112 to 1497 and encodes 461 amino acids. Gene Ontology annotation, biological process: immune response; antigen processing and presentation of endogenous peptide antigen via MHC class Ib; antigen processing and presentation of endogenous peptide antigen via MHC class I via ER pathway, TAP-independent. Gene Ontology annotation, cellular component: external side of plasma membrane. The transcript has 6 exons. NCBI's taxonomy places the organism in Eukaryota, Metazoa, Chordata, Mammalia, Carnivora, Hyaenidae.
CCGGUGUUACCCGGGGCCGGGAGCACAGUCCUCUCCCUGCGCUCCCGCCGAGUUCCCCACGCUGCUCCGCCGCACUUUGGCUCUUGGACCCUCCGAGGGCUUCGGCUCGCGAUGGCGCUCACUGCGGCCACCAACUUUGGAAUCGGCUUCCUCGCGCUGUUUGUGCUGUCCGGCUGCACCUGGGCCGCGCGAGGCGAAAAUGGUCUUUCUCUUUACUUUGAAUUCUCCAUCACACCAAAGCCCAAAUUUGGACAAUCAUGGUGUGAGUUUGGAGGUAAGGUCAAUGGAGGAGAGAAGUAUCUUUCCUAUGGCUGUGGGAGCAAGAAGGUCGAACUCGUUGGUCCUCUGGGGAUGAAGCUGAAUGACACAGAGUCCUGGGAGAGACAGAUAGAAACUGUGAAAGACCUGCUAGAAGAGCUCAAAAAGAAACUUCUUGACAUGAAAGCAGAGGAUUUCCCUCACAGCGAUUCUGUCUCCCUGCAGGGCACGAUGGUGUGUAAGUGUGGGGACAAUGGACGCACCAGCGGAUCCUGGGAGUUUCACACCAGUGAACAGAUAUCCUACUUCUUUAACUCGACAAGUGGAAAUUGGAGAGUUCAUCCUAGAGGCCGACAGCUAAGGGCCGCAUUUGACACUGACAGAGAUUUGACCAAUUGCCUCAUGAAGAUCUCAAAUGGAGACUGUAAGAAGUGGCUUGAGCAAAUAUUGGUGCACUGGGAUGAAAUACCGGAGACAUCAGCACUGCCAGUCAUGCAGCAAGUCCCAGCCCUGUCCAGGGCCACGGCCUUCAGACCCAUCAUCUGGAUCCUCUCCAUGAUUCUCAGCUGCAUCAUCAUAAUUGGCACUGGCCAGUCCCUCGAAGACAAGGAUGAUCCCAGUAAAGGAAUGGUGGAGUCUGCCUACAAAAUGGCUCUCAGUGAUUCUUGCCUCCUGGUGUACAUGGUCCUGUCCCAGCAGCGUGCGGCGCAGGACACACCCCCUAAGUGGCCGGGGCCGGGCGCCCUCCCGGGUCACCGCCAGGACUGUGAGCGACAGUCGCGUCAUCCAGCCCCGCCCAGGGACGCUCUGGGGGCCCCUCCGGAGAAAACAACAGAAAGCGAAAACCCUCGAAGAAGCGACUUUCAGAAAAGUUUCGAGGCUGGCGUCACCACCGAUGACCGCAAAGAGAGAGGAAGUCGUGCAGCACUUCCCCGGGUGGUCCUGUCCCCGGGGACAGAGGAGGCAGCCUGGUCCGGGCGGGGCAGGACGGCCACAGACCCCUCCCCGGGGACCGCCGAGCCGCCGCCACUCCAGGAGAGGAGUGAGAAGGGGGGAGGGAGCUGGGCGGGGAGGAAGACCCCGGGGUCUUUCCCAGGGUUGCGCCAGAAAUCAUCGACCCUGAGACUUGAACGGGGUGGGCGAAAGGGGCCGCAGGUUGAUAAUCAAAGACCUGUUGGCCUUGACCUUGCUCCUCUUGCUCUUGGAGGAGUUUGCAGCAGGCAGGUGAACAGAAGCUAA